UGUCGUAAGAAUAAAAACAAUAAAUAGUACGGUUUUAAAACUUAUUUUAAUUAGUUGAUAGGAAGUUUGUUCCUAGAAAGGCAGUCGGGAUCCGUACACUAGUUCAAAAUAAGUUCCACAAACAAGAAACAAUAUGGAGGAAGACAUAGACAUAGAGGAUCACAAUCUGUUGGACAACUUGGCCCUUAGGAGUGUGUUUCCAGAUCUAAGCAUUCUCAAACAAGAAAUCAUAGAUUUUGGAAUUGGAGAAGAUAUCAAGACAAAGACAGAAGUUCUAAAGGGGACCAGAAAUGAAAACGAACCGGUCAUUGCUAUGCUAAACUGCGGGAAUGAUCUUCUGUUACCAUCCACACAAGACCUAGAUGUUAAACCGGCUAUUCUAAGCACUAACAUAGAUGAUAAACUAACUGCUGUGAACAAUUUGGUCAAUACUGAAAUAAAUGUCCAUGAUAUAAAGAAGGAAAUGGAAGAUAUUGAAACUUGUGAGUCACCGUAUCAUAGAAACAAAAUUAUACUGGGAAAGAUAAAUGUUGAUGAGAAAUGCAACAAUAAAUCUAAUAAUGUUGUUGGGAAUAUAGACAAAACAAACGAUGAUUCAGAUAUUUUAGUCAUGAACGUCUCUGAAACAAAUAAAAGCAGGAUGAUAACCAAACAGUAUCAUGAAAUGGAAAGGUGUUUGCUUGUUAAACUUGUUCUAACAAACUGUUAUACAUCUCUAUUGGAGAAUAACAGUUACUGUGCUCAGUGUGCAGUGUUGUUCCCCACCACUGAAGCGUAUAGUGAACAUUACACGAGCACACACACCGAGACCACUAACUCAACUAAAGCCUCGGUAGAUAUUCUGAAACGUAAAAAAAAUAUUAAAAUUGGUAAUGAUAAGCUAUUUGAGUGUGAAACUUGCAAGAAACCAUUUGAUCGAAUAGGUAAUUUGAACCUUCACAUCAAGAUAGUCCACAAGGGCAUAAAAAACUUCACAUGUGUAAUAUGCGAGAAAAAGUUUGGUAUGAAAAGCAGUUUGGCCAGUCACAUGUUGGUUCAUACUGGUGAAAAGCCAUUCGAGUGUAUGACUUGUAAGAAGAGAUUUCGGUUUACACACCAUUUGAAAUCGCACGUGAUGAUUCACACUGGUGAAAUGCCAUUUGAAUGUGAAAUCUGCAAUAAAAAAUUUCGACUACUUGUCAAUUUGGGUCACCACAAGUUAAUCCACACAGGUGAAAAGCCAUACGAGUGCAUGACUUGUAAUAAAAGAUUCCGGUUACCACACGGUUUGAAAACGCACAUGUUAAUUCACACUGGUGAAAGACCAUUUGAAUGCGAAAUCUGCAAGAAAAGAUUUAGUCAAUCAGGCAGAUUGAAGGUUCACAAAUUAAUUCACACUGGCGAAAAGCCAUGGGAGUGUAAAACUUGCAACAAAAGAUUUCGUGAAUUAGGUGAUUUGAACAAACACAAGUUGAUUCACAGUGAAGAAAAACCAUUAGAGUGUGUAAUUUGUAAGAAAAGGUUUAAGCAUAUACGCCACUUGAAAAUGCAUAUUAAAAACACUCACUCGGGUGAUGAUGAGAAACCAUUUGAAUGUGAUAUCUGCAAGAAAAGGUUCAUAAUGAAAAUCUAUUUGUCAAGCCACGUCAAAAGUCAUACUGAUUUAAGGUCAUUUGAAUGUGAGUAUUGCAAUAAACGAUUCAAGAAUCCCAGCACUAGAAACAAACACAUAUUAAUUCAUACUGGUGAAAAGUCAUUCGAAUGUGAAACUUGCAAGAAAACAUUUCUUACAUCGAGCGGAUUGAAGAGACACAAGUUAGUUCACACCAGUUAUAAACCAUUCGAGUGUGAUAGUUGCAAUAAAAAAAUUAAAACCAAAACUCAUUUGAUUCGACAUAUGAGAGUACACACUGGGGAAAGACCAUUCGAGUGUGAUACAUGCAAGAAAAGAUUUUUGGAGAAAAGUAAUUUGGUCUUACAUCAAAAGUUAAUCCAUUUUGGUGAAAAACGGUUCGAGUGCUAUACUUGCAGUGAAAAAUUUAGUAGAAAAAUUCAAUUGAUUCGUCACAUGACAGUACAUACUGGGUAAAUUUAAUAAGUAAUUAUCGUAAAAUAUUUUGUGAAAAGUUUAAUUAUUAAUAAGCUAAUGUUUCCACCGCAAAUGGUCGUUUUUUACAUUAACUUCUACAUUCUACAGUCGUCGAAAUAUAAUAGGCCCGUUUGGACAGCUACAUAAAUUUGCUAUUUACUCUUGAUUCACUUGAUAAAAUA
Messenger RNA from Plutella xylostella (diamondback moth), 2250 nucleotides. RefSeq lists its product as uncharacterized. The record is from RefSeq and is a predicted model, not a curated record. Lineage: Eukaryota; Metazoa; Arthropoda; Insecta; Lepidoptera; Plutellidae. Gene Ontology annotation, biological process: regulation of transcription by RNA polymerase II. Gene Ontology annotation, molecular function: DNA-binding transcription factor activity, RNA polymerase II-specific; RNA polymerase II cis-regulatory region sequence-specific DNA binding.